AUGAUUUCAAAUAAUCGUCACGGGGUAGUUUUCCACCCCCAUCUAUGGCGGCGGAAGGUUUCUUCAUCCUGUUGGUUGGCUAAACCGAGUGAUAGCUCAUGUCUAAAGGCUACACAGCCUCAGUGGUGUCACGUUCUGCUUUUCUACCUACCUUCUGGCACAUGCUCAAGUAGUUCCCGCAUCAACCCGUCGCCAUCCAGCUUCAUCCGCUUGGCGACCUCAUCCAUCACCCGGCCUCGCUCACAUGCAAUAUCCAACACAACGCAACCAACAAUAAAACCCGCACCUGACGUCAACAGCGGCGAUCAGUCCCUGCGUAAAGAAGGGAAAGUAGAGAGAGUCUCCCCUUCUGCUCUCAAAGCUUCAAUCUGCAUACACUAUAUACACGUCUGA
This is a messenger RNA of Morchella sextelata, 393 nucleotides long. RefSeq lists its product as uncharacterized. The coding region runs from base 1 to 393 and encodes 130 amino acids. NCBI's taxonomy places the organism in Eukaryota, Fungi, Ascomycota, Pezizomycetes, Pezizales, Morchellaceae. The record is from RefSeq and is a predicted model, not a curated record. The transcript is spliced from 6 exons.